UACUAAACGGACUUUUUUUUAUUUUUAUUUUUUUUAUAAACGGACAGUCAUUUAAUGGUCAGUAACCUAAAUGUUUAAAUCGUCACAGUUUGAAAAUAUUUGGUCACUCAAUUAAUUUGACAGAGUAAAAGUUCAGAAAGACGCCCCAGUGACGUCACAUCUAGUGAUUCAGGCCGAUAGUACCUAGUCACAGUAUGUAACUCAACUCCGUCUGAUGUCAUAAAGAGUAACUGAAGCCCUGAACUACUGAAAGCAUCUGAACCGCCUCUUACCGGGAGGAGAGAAGAAAAACAUGGCGAACUUUCCUCUGGAAUAACUGUUUUCUGAAGAACUGCUGCGCGUUUCUUUAAGUAACGUUCCCGAGCGUGAAUUCAUUGAUGUAUCAACACGUUUAGUCUGGUAACGAGGCUGUUUCUCAUGCACUCGGAGCGUGUGAAGGAUCAUGGGAGGAGAGUUUGAAACAGUUGGAUACUACUAAAGCAGGACAGGAUGGAGAAACAAGGGACAAGACGCGAAAAGUUUGGUCUGUUUGGAGCGCGAGCGCUGGGCAGGGCUGUGCACGCCGCCACCGACGGCCCGGGCCUCAGCAAGGCCGAGUUCAUGGAGAAGGUGCGGCAAAGCAACGAGGCCUGCCAGCUGGGAGACUUCCAGACGGCCGUGAAGCUUUACGGAGAAGCCCUGCGCGCCGACCCGCAGAACUGCAUCCUUUACAGCAACCGCUCGGCCGCCCGCCUCAAACUGGGCCAGUACCAGACCGCCCUGGACGAUGCAGUCAAAGCCCGCCUCCUUAACCCCAAGUGGCCGAAGGCAUACUUCCGACAGGGUGUUGCCCUUCAGUACCUGGGGCGCCAUGCGGACGCCCUGGCCGCCUUCGCCUCGGGACUGGCACAGGACCCCAAGAGCCUGCAGCUGCUGGUGGGAAUGGUGGAGGCCGCCAUGAAGUCCCCGCUAAGAGAAUCCCUGGAGCCGACCUACCAGCAGCUGCAGAAGAUGAAGCUGGACAAGAGUCCGUUUGUGGUGGUGUCUGUGAUUGGUCAGGAGCUGCUGACCGCCUCCCAUCACGGCGCGUCUGUGGUGGUCCUGGAGGCGGCGCUGAAGAUCGGCACCUGCAGCCUCAAGCUGCGCGGCUCUGUUUUCUCGGCGCUCAGCAGCGCUUACUGGUCAUUGGGCAACACGGAGAAGAGCACCGCCUACAUGCAGCAAGACCUGGAGGUGGCCAAAACUUUAGGUGACCAGACGGGUGAAUGCCGCGCUCACGGGAACCUGGGGUCAGCCUUCUUCUCCAAGGGGAAUUACCGCGAGGCACUGAGCAACCACAGACACCAGCUCGUCCUGGCCAUGAAACUCAAGGACAGAGAGGCAGCGUCUUCAGCCCUCAGCAGCUUGGGUCACGUGUACACGGCCAUCGGCGACUAUCCCAAUGCUCUGGCCAGCCACAAGCAGUGUGUCCUGUUGGCCAAACAGUCCAAGGAUCAGCUCUCUGAGGCCCGGGAGCUAGGCAACAUGGGAGCUGUCUACAUCGCCAUGGGUGACUUCGACAAUGCCGUACAGUGCCACGAACAGCACCUGAGCAUCGCCAAGAGCCUCGGCAACAAGCGCGAGGAGGCACGUGCCUACAGCAACCUGGGAAGUGCUUACCACUACCACCGCAACUUCGACAAGGCCAUGUCCUACCACACGCAUGUGCUGGAGCUUGCACAGGAACUUGAGGAGAAGAGCAUCGAAAUGAGGGCAUACGCGGGGCUGGGCCACGCUGCCCGAUGCAUGCAGGACCUGGAGAGGGCAAAGCAGUACCAUGAACAACAGCUCAACAUUGCAGAAGGCCUGAAGGACCGUGCCGCAGAGGGCAGGGCUUCAUCAAACCUGGGAAUCAUUUACCAGAUGAAAGGGGACUACGAGACCGCUCUGAAGCUGCACAAGGCUCAUCUAUCCAUUGCCCAAGAGCUAAAUGACUAUGCGGCCCAGGGCAGAGCGUAUGGAAACAUGGGAAAUGCUUACAAUGCCCUCGGUGCCUUUGACCAGGCCGUACGCUACCACAGACAAGAGCUGCAGAUUUCCAUGGAGGUUAACGAUCGUGCCUCACAAGCUUCGACACAUGGGAAUCUGGCGGUGGCUUACCAGGCUCUAGGGGCGCAUGAUCGAGCCUUGCAACAUUACCAGAAUCAUCUGAACAUUGCUCGAGAGUUGAGGGACAUCCAGAGUGAGGCUCGUGCCUUGGGCAACUUGGGUAAUUUUCACUGUUCUCGGGGAGAGUUUCCCCAAGCCGUACCCUACUAUGAACAAUACCUACGGCUUUCCCCGGACUUGCAGGAUAUGGAGAGCGAGGGUAAGGUCUGCCACAAUUUGGGAUAUGCACACUACUGUCUGGGAAACUUCCAGGAGGCAGUGAAGUACUACGAACAAGAUCUGGCACUUGCUAAGGACCUCCACGAUAAGUUAAGUCAAGCCAAAGCCUACUGUAAUCUGGGCCUGGCUUUCAAGGCUCUUGGAGACUACAGCAAGGCGGAGGAGUGCCAGAAGUACCUUCUUUCCUUGGCGCAAUCGUUGAACAACUCCCAGGCUCGAUUCCGCGCCUUGGGCAACCUUGGAGACAUCUUCCUUUGUAAGAAAGACGUUCCCGGGGCCAUCAAGUUUUACGAGCAGCAGCUGUCCUUGGCACACCAAGUCAAGGAUCGCAAGAUGGAGGCAAAUGCCUACGCCGCGUUGGGCGCCGCCUACAGAAUGCUACAGAAAUACGACAAGGCCUUAGGGUACCACACCCAGGAGCUUGAGGUGUACCAGGAGCAAGGCGACAUCCAGGGAGAGUGCCAGGCUCAUGGACACCUCGCUGCCGUCUACAUGUCUCUUGGAAAGUACACCAUGGCCUUUAAAUGCUACGAGGAACAGCUUGAGCUCGGCCAGCGACUGAAGGACCCCAGCAUUGAGGCCCAGGUUUACGGUAACAUGGGCAUUACGAUGAACAUGGGAGUAAUGGAGGAAGCCAUUGGCUAUUUUGAGCAACAGUUGGCAAUGUUGCAGCAGCUCAGUGGCAAUGAGGCCGUGCUGGACCGUGGUCGUGCUUAUGGGAACUUGGGAGACUGCUAUGACUCGCUGGGAGAUUUUGAAGAGGCAAUUAAGUAUUAUGACCAGUAUCUGUCUGUGGCACAGAGCCUCAACCAUAUGCAGGACCAGGAGAAGGCAUACAGAGGUCUUGGUAAUGGACACAGGGCGAUGGGGAACCUUCAGCAGUCUCUGGUGUGUUUUGAGAAGCGGUUGGUGGUGGCGCAUGAGCUGGGAGAGUGUGGAGGAAAAGCUCAGGCGUACGGAGAACUGGGCAGCUUGCACAGCCAGCUGGGUAACUACGAGCAGGCCAUCUCCUGCCUGGAGCGGCAGCUCGCCAUCGCCCGCGACACACAAGAUCGACUGCUGGAGGGUGAUGCCAGCUGUGGCCUGGGCGCUGUGUAUCAGCUGAUGGGCGAACACGACACGGCCCUUCAGUUUCACCAGCUGGACCUCCAGAUCGCAGAGGAGACGGGCAGCAGCAGCUGUCAGGGACGGGCCUACGGGAACCUGGGAGUCACUUACGAGUCGCUGGGUAAUUUCGAGCGUGCCGUGGUGUAUCAGGAGCAGCACCUGAGCAUCGCAGCGCAGACCAACGACCUGGUGGCUAAAACUCUGGCCUACAGCAGCCUGGGACGAACACACCACGCUCUGCAGAACUACUCACAGUCCGUCAUGUACCUGCAGGAAGGUCUGCGUCUAGCGGAGCAGCUGGGUCGUCGGGAGGAUGAGGCCAAGAUCCGACACCGUCUGGGGCUCUCACUGUGGGCCAGCGGCAAUCUGGAGGAAUCCCAGCACCAGCUGUACCGUGCGUCGGCUCUGUUCGAGACCAUUCGUCAUGAAGCGCAGCACAGCACCGACUACAAGCUCUCUCUGUUCGACCUGCAGACCUCCUCGUACCAGGCUCUCCAGAGGGUCCUUGUCAGCCUCGGUCACCAUGAUGAAGCUCUGGCCGUGGCGGAGCGUGGACGCACUCGGGCCUUUGCUGACCUGCUGGUGGAGAGACAGACGGGUCAGCAGGACUCUGACCCCUACACGCCCGUGACCGUGGAGCACAUCCUGGACACUGUGAACGGGCAGAGGGCCCUGGUGCUCUACUUCUCUCUGGCGGCAGGAUACCUGUACAGCUGGCUCCUGGCCCCCGGCUCCGGUAUCCUGAAGUUUCAUGAGGUGUAUCUGGGCGAGGGUGCGUCGGAUGGUGGCACAUCAGACUUCCAGGAGGGCGGCGGAGGCUCUGUGCCCGCGGCUGGCGGCUGUGGAGGCUCGUCUCUGGAGCAGCACAUCGCUAACACGCGGGAAGCUCUGGGAGUGGACUCAUACUACAGCCGAGCUUGUUCCAGCAGCGAGACAGAGAGCGAAGCUGGAGACCUGUUGGAUCAGCAGUUUGAAGAACUCAAUAAUAAACUCAACUCAGUGACCGACCCGACCGGCUUCUUGAGGAUGGUUUCCAGAAACAACCUCUUCAACAGGUCAGACGCGACAUUCAUCAUAUAAAUUCUUUCUGAAAGUGUUUUCAGACCACAUUUUUACUCUAAUGAAAGUGAACAAGGUCGAAAUGACAAAUAAACACCUUUAGAGUGACAUAAGAGGGGUUCAAAUGAGUCACCUGCUUUAUUCUAAGGCCAAAACUGACAAGUUCAUUAGACAAGUAGUGAUCAAACGAUUUCUUGAAAAGAUCCAAGUCAAAAGAACGAUUCUAGAAUUGGAAUCUUUUAAUAAAGUUGCAUCUUUUAUAUAUGAAUCAUUUGAUUCAUGUCAGAGAACCAGUUUGAUUGAUUAAUUCGCUGAUCUGGUUACUGGAAGUAAAGAUUAUUAGUGAAAAACAAGGAAAAGUUUGCCCUGAUUGCUUCAGAAGAGUUGAAAUGUAGCUCAUGAAUCGUGUUGACUAUUUUUAUGCCCUUUAUUGUUUUGUAAAACAAUUUUUCAAGACCUAAACAUCAGGUCUGCAAAGGUUAUUUAAGCUGAGAUAUGUCAUGUUUUUGAUAUGUUUUCAAGUCAAGCUCCAAAAUGACUAAUAAACAUGUCAUAAAAGAGGUUAAAAUUGAGUGAUUCCCGAUAUUUCAAGUCUUCUGAAGUCCUAUGAGAGUGAGGAACAGACCCAAAUUUGAGUGUUAAUCAUGAGAAAAAUAUCUAAAACAAGAAAGAUUCAUUUUUUUGCAUGACAACACUUGCCAGAGAAUCGGAAACUUGUCAUUUCUCAGGACAUUGGUACAUAGUUUUAACAUUUAACCAAAAUAAACCAUUUGAUAUGAAUCUACAAGAAGAGAAGGCACUCAAAGAGCAGAUGAAAACCCAAUCAACACCAAAUAAUUACGCAUCUUUUGCUCGUAAUGGAUCUAAACUUCUUUUUCUCAGUCCAUUGGCAAUAGAAAUGGUAUUUUUCGUUUUCUAUAAGUGGUUAAUUUUUUAUCUAAAGGAAGAGAAAGCUGUCAAACAGCAAAGAAAACCCCAAUCAACACCAGAUAAUUAAGCGAUUAAUAAACAUUAUGCUCAUAAUGGAUCUAAACUUAUUUCUCAGUCCAUUGGCAAAAAAAGAGACCAAUUUAUUAGCCAAAAUAAACCAUUUGGUAUUAAUCUAAAGGAAGAGAAACCAUUCAAAUAGUAGAGAGCAAAAAAAAAAAAAAA
This is a messenger RNA of Carassius auratus (goldfish), 5664 nucleotides long. RefSeq names its product tetratricopeptide repeat protein 28-like. Gene Ontology annotation, molecular function: protein binding. The record is from RefSeq and is a predicted model, not a curated record. NCBI's taxonomy places the organism in Eukaryota, Metazoa, Chordata, Actinopteri, Cypriniformes, Cyprinidae.